This is a messenger RNA of Priceomyces carsonii, 1155 nucleotides long. It is a transcript of the gene PDB1, whose product is annotated as pyruvate dehydrogenase (acetyl-transferring) subunit E1 beta. The transcript has a single exon. The coding region runs from base 1 to 1155 and encodes 384 amino acids. Gene Ontology annotation, biological process: pyruvate decarboxylation to acetyl-CoA. Gene Ontology annotation, molecular function: pyruvate dehydrogenase (acetyl-transferring) activity. The record is from RefSeq and is a predicted model, not a curated record. Lineage: Eukaryota; Fungi; Ascomycota; Pichiomycetes; Serinales; Debaryomycetaceae.
AUGGCACCAAGUAAGGUAUCUCAAGUUGCCCAGACGGCGAGAUUGGCUGCAAGUGUCGUAAAGAACAGAAGUAGCGCAGGGAGAACAUUAUCUCAAGCAGGACAGUAUCAAGCAUUGAGAAUGGUAAACCCAGCACGUCCAGCUUCUUCAGAAUCAGGAAAAAACAAGUUGACAGUCAGAGAUGCAUUGAACUCUGCAAUGGCAGAGGAGCUUGAUAGAGACGACAGCGUGUUUUUAAUUGGUGAAGAGGUUGCGCAGUAUAAUGGUGCUUAUAAGAUUUCUAGAGGGUUGUUAGAUAGAUUUGGUGAAAGAAGAAUCAUCGACACCCCAAUUACUGAAAUGGGAUUCACUGGUUUAGCAGUUGGUGCAGCAUUGGCUGGCUUGAAGCCAAUAGUUGAGUUCAUGACAUUUAACUUUGCUAUGCAAUCCAUUGAUCAAAUUAUCAACUCUGCAGCCAAGACAUACUAUAUGUCUGGUGGUAAGCAACCUUGUAAUAUUACUUUCCGUGGUCCUAAUGGUGCUGCUGCUGGUGUUGCUGCUCAACAUUCCCAAGAUUAUUCUACGUGGUAUGGUGCCAUUCCUGGAUUGAAGGUCAUUUCUCCUUACACAGCUGCAGAUCACAAGGGAUUACUCAAAGCUGCGAUUAGAGAUCCAAAUCCAGUUGUUUUCUUAGAAAACGAGAUUUUAUACGGUGAGGCCUUUGAGGUGGAUGAAGAAGUUCUUUCUCCAGAUUUUGUUCUUCCAAUAGGAGAAGCUAAGAUUGAGAGAUCAGGAACUGAUAUUACUAUGGUUUCUCACACAAGAAACCUUGAAUUUUGUUUGUCUGCUGCUGAAACUUUGAAGAAAGAUUACGGUGUCGAGGCUGAAGUUCUCAACUUGAGAAGUAUCAAACCUUUGGACGUUCCAGCCAUUAUUAAGUCACUUAAGAAAACAAACCAUUUGAUCACUGUUGAAUCAGGUUUCCCUGCUUUUAGUGUUGGGUCUGAAAUUUGUGCCCAAAUCAUGGAAUCUGAUGGUUUUGACUACUUAGAUGCCCCUGUUGAAAGAGUUACUGGUUGCGAGGUGCCAACACCAUAUGCAAAGGAAUUGGAAGAUUUUGCUUUCCCAGACCACGACACUAUCAUGAGAGCAUCUAGGAAGGUUUUGGGUUUGUAG